This is a messenger RNA of Bactrocera dorsalis (oriental fruit fly), 702 nucleotides long. RefSeq lists its product as uncharacterized. The record is from RefSeq and is a predicted model, not a curated record. NCBI's taxonomy places the organism in Eukaryota, Metazoa, Arthropoda, Insecta, Diptera, Tephritidae. The transcript has 2 exons. The coding region runs from base 42 to 578 and encodes 178 amino acids.
CUCUAUUUAAAAAGUGCGCGUAAAUUCUUAAAAGUUGUGAAAUGCCGAAAGAAUACAAGCAAAAAUGCCGCGAUGUGUGGCUUAAAAGUGAUGAAUUCAAGGCAUGGAUUCGCAGGGAUGAUACAGACCAGCAAAGGGUUUACUGCAACUAUUGCAAGAGCACUAUCACAGCGAAACUGAGUGAUCUGCGAGCUCACGCUGCAACAAAGAAGCACACAAGUGCCAUGAGUGGCUUUACCCAGGCGAACAAGCUCAACUUUGCAAGAGCAUCUGAAAAUUAUAAUGUGCAAAUUAAGGAAGCAUCACUGUGCCUUUUUAUUGCACAGCAUACAGCAAUGACGCAAAUUGACCACUUGGGGAGCCUAUGCAAAAAAUGGUACGACGAAGCGAAUAUAAAUCUGCAGCGGACCAAAUGCACAAACAUUUUAAAAAAUGUAUUAGGACCACACUUUUCUGAAGACUUAUGCCGGAAUUACAUGUUUGGAUUUUUUUUUUUCUCCAUUCUUCCCGUCAAAAACAGCUUUUUUUCUUGGUCAAAAGUUGGCAGCACUGGGCCUGAUACACCACAAUUUAUAUAAAAUUAAAGAUUAUUUAUUAAAUAUAUCUUAAAACACUUGUAUUCUUGUUGACGUCUGUACAAGAAGUGACGCUUCUUAAAACUAAAAACUAAAGUGCUGAACACAAUGACAGCGACAGACUACA